Messenger RNA from Triticum aestivum (bread wheat), 637 nucleotides. RefSeq lists its product as uncharacterized. The record is from RefSeq and is a predicted model, not a curated record. Bases 126 to 329 code for a protein of 67 amino acids. Lineage: Eukaryota; Viridiplantae; Streptophyta; Magnoliopsida; Poales; Poaceae. The transcript is spliced from 3 exons.
AGCGGUGCUGCUCUCGUCCUCUUCUCCCGUCUCUCUCGUUCCCCUUCCCCCCCAUUCCUCCUCCACCAUUCCAUUGCCCCCGAACCAUCGCAAGGAUCGUCGCCCUCCUCCUCCUCCUCGCCAAGAUGACAGAACCACCGUUUUUGCCGCGUGAGAGGCUUUUUAAGGAGCAGCAGUAUUUCCAGAGCUUGAGCAAGCACACUCAUCUGAAAGGGCGUUACGAUGCGAUCACCUCCGUCGGCAUCCCCCUUGCGCUCGCUGCCUUGAGCCUGUUCAUGAUUGGUCGUGGUGUCUACAACAUGUCUCACGGAAUCGGGAAAAAGGAGUGACCGUCAGUGGCUUCGCUGCUGGGUCGGUACUUUGACAUGGGAGCGGUUCUUUGAAAGGAUUUUGCUGUUCGAAGGUUAUGAGCCCGUAACGUCUAUUUAAGUUGCACAAAUAAAGCUACAGUAAAGUUCCAUCUGUGGAUGGAUUUCUAGUUCUCCUUUCGUUGGUUCUUGCGGGCACCUGGUGUCAGCGAACCGAUGCUGAAUUGGCAGCAACAAUGUUCAAUUAUCGGCAAUGUUGCUAUGUGUUCUCUUUUAACCUGUGGUAUACUAUACAAGUCUUUCAGGCGAUCAUGGUGUAUUUUAUGUUC